Molecule: messenger RNA, 3312 nt
Organism: Ananas comosus (pineapple)
Lineage: Eukaryota; Viridiplantae; Streptophyta; Magnoliopsida; Poales; Bromeliaceae
Product: ABC transporter A family member 8-like
Exons: 18
Coding region: 222-3068 (948 amino acids)
Biological process (GO): lipid transport; transmembrane transport
Cellular component (GO): intracellular membrane-bounded organelle; membrane
Molecular function (GO): ATP binding; ABC-type transporter activity; ATP hydrolysis activity
Source: RefSeq, a predicted model, not a curated record
CCCCACAGUCAAAGUCAACGCACAUGGCGGGAAGAGAAUAUUCAUCGUUAUCUCCAACUUCCCUUUUUCUUUAAAAAGAGAAAAAGAAAAUUCUUCCUUCUAUUCCCCUCCUCUUACAUCCUAACGGAUGCUUUUCGCCUGCUCCAAGUCUUCGAUGUAACGAAACCAACAAAGGAAAAGGCCAAAAAAGAAAAAAAAAAGAAAAAAAAAAGAAGCCGUUAAUGGAUUCCUCCGCUUUGGUGCCUCCGAGUUUCCUCGCUCAAACCAAUGCUCUCAUGCGGAAAAACCUCAUUUUCCAGAAACGGAAUCGGAAAUCAACUCUCCGGCUAGUGGUGUUUCCAAUCUACCUCUGUGUUCUACUAGCUGUACUGCAAACAACCAUCAACAAACAAUUGAACAAGCCCAAGUACAGAUGCGGCUGCAAAUGUGUCGAUGCGAACGGCGACGGCUCUUGCCAAAAUGUGUGCGGAAUUCAGUACUCUACGCCGGAUCAAGCCGACAGUUGUGCGAUACCGAGUCCCCCGGAGUGGCCCGCCCUGCUGCAAGUGCCUCGACCCGAAUAUCGCGCUGCUCGGGCUGCUUCCGGUGAUCCUAGGGACUUGCCGAAUGAGUCGUGCAGAGAGGCACGGUCUUGUCCGGCUAGCAUACUCUUCACGGGGAAAAAUGAAUCGCUGUCGGGCAGUUUGGCGUCGAACUUGUUCGCAAGCUCGCCACUUUCAAAUCUCUCUGAUUAUCUGAGCACUCUAUCGGAUUUAAUCGCAGGCACAGAUACACCGACCAGAUAUACAGAGUUUGUUGAACCUGCGUUUUUCUCAGGUAGACCCGUAUACUUUGUUCAACCACAGUGUCGACAAAAUAUUUCGCUUACGGUCCCUGUUAGCGCUUCUUCAGUCACACUUAUGCAAGAGCUAAAAUGUGUUCAAGGAUUGCCUUUGUGGCGAAACAGUUCCUUCGAGAUAAAUGAUGAGUUGUUCAAGGGUUACCGACAAGGGAACACAGAAAGAAUGAUUAAUGAAUUUACAGCAGCUUAUGAUUUCCUAAACUCCAAUUUGACGAAUUUUAAUGUGAUUGUUUGGUAUAAUUCAACCUACAAAAAUGCCACUGUUGGUAGCCCGCCUGCACUUUUGCGUGUUUCGCGCUCGUUGAAUAUUGUCUCAAAUGCCUUCCUUGAGUUCUUACGAGGGAAAGGAGUGAAGAUACAACUUGAGUUCACUGAAGAAAUGCCUAAACCUGCAACUCGCUUAACAUUCGAUUUUUCAUCUCUUGCUGGUCCUCUCUUCUUUCUGUGGGUUAUAGAGCUACUGUUUCCAGUCAUGUUGACGUAUCUAGUCUACGAGAAGCAACACAAACUAAGAAUAAUGAUGAAAAUGCACGGGCUAAGGGAUGGCCCUUAUUGGGUUAUAUACUACUUGUAUUUCCUUCUCCUCUCCUCCAUAUAUAUGUUACUUUUUGUGAUUUUUGGAUCUCUAAUAGGGCUAAAGUUCUUCAGCCUGAAUGACUACAGCAUACAGUUUGUAUUCUUUUUCAGCUUCAUUAACUUACAAAUUGUACUCGCUUUUCUAGCGGCAACAUUCUUUUCCAAUGUGAAGACUGCUCAAGUAAUUGGCUACCUAUACAUAUUUGGUUCUGGGUUGAUGGCAGCGUAUCUUCUUCGGUCUUUCAUUGAGGAUUCAUCCUUCCCAAGACAUUGGAUUACUGUUCUAGAGAUCAUACCGGCGUUCUCUUUGUUUCGAGGGCUAUAUGAGUUUAGCCAAUAUUCUUUCAAUGCAAGUCAAGUGGGUACGUCCGGUAUGCAUUGGAGAGAUUUGAAUAACAGUGUGAACGGAAUGAAAGAUGCCCUUAUUAUCAUCAUCGUGGAAUGGCUGAUUCUGCUCCCUGUUGCAUAUUAUUUGGAUUAUGCUCUCUUACAAGGCAGCAGAAUGAGUCAUCUAUGUUUUUUUAGAUCCUUUUUGAGGAAGACUCCAAAUUUACGUAGGAGGCCAAGUCUUCAUGAACAGGAUUCAAAUAGAUUUUUUCUUGACAUGGAAAAGGAAGAUGUACACAAGGAAAGGGAGAUGGUUGAACAACUUCUAGUAGAACCUAAUACAGGGUAUUCCAUCAUCUGUAAUGACCUUAAGAAGGUGUAUCCGGGAAAGGACGGAAACCCUAAUAAGUUUGCAGUUCGAGGUUUAUCACUUGCUUUACCCAAUGGGGAGUGCUUCGGUCUGCUUGGCCCUAAUGGUGCUGGAAAAACCUCUUUUAUUAACAUGAUGAUUGGGCUUACAACACCAACGUCAGGAAAUGCAUUAGUCCGCGGAUGCAACAUACUGAAUGACAUGGACAAUAUAUACAACAACAUGGGUGUUUGCCCACAGAAUGACAUGCUAUGGGAAAUGCUGACAGGUAGAGAACACCUUAUAUUUUAUGGCCGAUUAAAGAAUCUCAAAGGUUCCACUUUAACACUUGCUGUUGAAGAAUCAUUAAGAAGUGUAAAUCUAUUACAUGGCGGUGCUGCUGAUAAGCAAGUUAAGAAAUACAGUGGCGGCAUGAAAAGGAGACUUAGUGUUGCCAUAUCUCUAAUUGGAAAUCCUAAAGUUGUGUACAUGGAUGAGCCAAGUACAGGGUUAGAUCCUGCUUCAAGAAACAGCUUGUGGAAUGUUGUGAAGCAUGCAAAGCAAGACAAAGCAAUUAUUCUUACUACUCAUUCGAUGGAAGAGGCUGAGGCUCUAUGCGAUAGGUUGGCGAUUAUGGUAGACGGAAAGCUUCAGUGCAUAGGAAGCCCGAGAGAGUUGAAAGCGAGAUUUGGAGGAAUUUAUCUGCUGACAAUGACGACGUCUCCAGAAACGGAGCGAGAGGUAGAGAAUUUAGUCCAUGGACUCUCUCCCAGUGCGAACAAAAUAUAUCAUCUGUCGGGGACCCUAAAGUUUGAACUGCCUAAACAAGAAGUCAGAAUCGCCGAUGUUUUCUCGUCCGUGGAGAAUUUCAAGAGAAGAGUUGCUGUGCAAGCUUGGGGUUUGUCCGAUGCGACAAUGGAAGAUGUUUUCAUUAAAGUCGCUAAAGGAGCAGGCUCAUUUGAUGAAUUUCCAUAAUUGCUACAAUUUUCUUCUCUCGCUCAUUAUCCAUCUGAGCUUCUGCAUUAGAGCAACAUUAUGUAUCAAAUAGUAAAGAAUCUACAUGAUAUAAUGAUGUUUGUGUUAAUCCAAGCACACAUGAUUUUCUUGUUUUCUAGCAUUGAACAUUUCAAUGUAUCAAAAAUUUAAAGAGCUGUAACUAUUCACUUGUAUUUUACUAUGGAAUAUAAUUCAAUUUCUUGUUUUACCGUGAAUAAGUCAA